GGCAGGACACACACACCGCCCAAGCCCGGACGGUGGCCGGAGCUAAGGCCACCAUGGGGGACUGCAGGCGGCGGCUCCAGCCGGGGACGUUGGCCCCGGUGCGCGAGGACGUGAACUGUAGGUCCAGAUGUUUCACAAAGCACAAGAAUGCGCUGAAGUUCCCCACUUCCCUGAACAGCCGGCAGCUGGUAUUUCUAAGAAAGAGGCUGGAUGACUUCAGGAAGGGCAGCCCGUCUUGCACUGGUCUGGUGACUCAGGUCCCUGUGGAGGGCUUUCUGCCCCAGAUUUAUCACAGAGCUCCCCAAUUGGCCCCAAAGAAGAGACAGAUCAAGCUGCCCAAGGAAGCAGACCUGCUUUCCAAGCUCUCGCCAGCCCAGCAGGCUCAGAAGGCAUUCCUGGAGGACGUGGAGGCCCACCUGACCCCACAUCCCUUGGCGCUCUACCCGAAUCUGGAAGAAGCUAUGCCUGUCGAGCUCUUAUUAAAGGUGCUGGAAGUGCUCGAUCCUGACCGGAAGCUGGAGGACACAUGGGCUUAUUGUCAGGACACCAGGAAAGGAAUGAAAGAACCCACAAAGCUUUUUAAAAAACGUUCUACCCAAGUCUACCUGGGACCUUCCAAGCAGACUUCUGUGUCAAAUGCAAGCCAAUGGCUUUAUGAAGAAAAGCCACAUAAAAUGGAUUUGCUCCAUGAAAACGGUCCUCGUCCUGGUCUUCAGGAAAAUGUUCACAGAGCAGUUAAUGACUUCUGCAACUGGGUUACUACUUUUGGAAUUUCAGACAUUGAUGAAGAGUUCAUCUUGAAACAGUUUGACAUUGACUAUGAGACCAAACCAAGCCAUGAUGCGCUCCACACAAUGAAGCCAAAUCAGGUUGCUCUGGAGCUAAAGCGUAGUGUGGGGCUCAGUAAACUGCAGGAGCCAACGUUCUUCCAGAAAACAGGCUAUGAGAGGAAACUCCAGAAACCACAGAAUCCUUGUAAGCCAAAGUGGGUGAAGAUGAGGUAUGGAGCGUGGUAUUUGAACCCCAAGUUGUGGAAAAAGCAAAGAGCAGACGAGCCUCUGGUUGACCCUGAGGUCUCACAUAAAGCUCUAGAGGAGAAUUUUAAAAAGGAGCUGCAGGAACAGGAGGAGUUACUUGCAGACCUUCACGGAACAGUUGCCUUUAAGGAUUUCAUUCUAAGCAGGGGCUACAGGAUGCCACGUUUCCUUGAGAAUAUGUAUAUUGGGAAGGAAUGUAAACGUGCAUGUAAUAAGACUCCUAUAAAAUGAACUGAAGCAUAGAAGAAUCGUAGGAGAAUGAUUAGGCAGAUUUUAUUACUACAUACUUGGCUUUUUCUCUAUCUCCUUUUAAAGAUUAAACAGAAUUUAUGAUGAGUGUCCCACUGUGGAUGUUCAACUUUGACUUGGCAACAUCUGUAAACAUAGUACCUGAUGGUUAUAAACAUUUCUCAGUGGAUUUCUGCUUCAGUUAAUCAACAUUUUGUAUACUUUAUCACCUAUGAGAUCAAUAUUCACAUGUAAUCUUCUCACAUUUUUGUAGCACUGUGAAUAUUAUAUAGGUAUAUCAACUAUUUGUAAAAAUAAAUAAAGCCAUAAA
Messenger RNA from Cercocebus atys (sooty mangabey), 1596 nucleotides. It is a transcript of the gene FAM47E, whose product is annotated as family with sequence similarity 47, member E. NCBI's taxonomy places the organism in Eukaryota, Metazoa, Chordata, Mammalia, Primates, Cercopithecidae. The transcript has 8 exons. The coding region runs from base 54 to 1268 and encodes 404 amino acids. The record is from RefSeq and is a predicted model, not a curated record.